Molecule: messenger RNA, 1923 nt
Organism: Gracilinanus agilis (Agile Gracile Mouse Opossum)
Lineage: Eukaryota; Metazoa; Chordata; Mammalia; Didelphimorphia; Didelphidae
Product: zinc finger protein 345-like
Exons: 5
Coding region: 1-1923 (640 amino acids)
Biological process (GO): negative regulation of transcription by RNA polymerase II
Molecular function (GO): DNA-binding transcription repressor activity, RNA polymerase II-specific
Source: RefSeq, a predicted model, not a curated record
AUGUGUAUAUUUUGCUUUCAAGGGAAACAUAAUGUUUUCUCUUUAAGGAUACUGGCUAUCUCAUACUUCUUUAGGGUCUUCUAUUUGGAAUCAUUGACAUUCAAGGAUGUAGCUGUGUACUUUACCCAGGAGGAAUGGGGACAACUAGACCCUAGUCAGAAAUAUCUAUACAGAGAUGUAAUGCUAGAGAAUUAUAGGAAUUUGGUCUCGUUGGGGCAUCACAUUUCCAAACCAGAUGUAAUCUCCCAUUUGGAACAAGGAGAAGAGCCUUGGAUGGUAGGGAGAGAAAUCCUAAGAGGUACUUCUCCAGGUGGGAUGACCAGGCAUGAAACCACGGAGUCACCUCCAAAGCAGGGUAUUUCUGAAGAGGAAUUAUGCCAGAUGACAGUAGAAGGAUUUCCAAAAGAUGUUAUUUGGUAUUCUGAGUUAAGAGAUACCUGGAAAUCUGAUAGCCCAUUUGGAAGGCAAAUGAUAAUUCCUCAGGAGAAAAUUAUCACAGGGAAGAUAGACACUGAGCGUAAUGAAAUUAAUCUGAAUUCAGUCCUUGUUACAGAACAGAAAGUUUCUGCAAGAGAGAAAUCCCAAGGAUGUGAUCUAUAUGGAAGAACUUUUCAAUUUAGUUCACAGCUAAUUAGACAUCAGAAAAUCUGUGUAUGGAAGAAACCUUAUGAAUGUCAUGAAUGUGGGAAAGCUUUUAGUAAAGGUGCACUCCUAAGGCAGCAUCAGAGAGUCCAUACUGGAGAGAAACCCUAUAAAUGUAAUGAAUGUGGGAAAGCUUUCACACUUCGUGCACUUCUUAAGCAACAUCAGAGAGUCCAUACAGCAGAGAGACCCUAUAAAUGUGAUGAUUGUGGAAAAACUUUCAGUAUGAGUGCACUUCUUAAGCAGCAUCAAGGAGUCCAUACUGGGGAGAAACCCUAUGAAUGUAGUGAAUGUGGUAAAGCCUUCAGACUUCGUGGAAGCCUUACUCAACAUAAAAGCAUUCAUACUGGGGAGAAACCCUAUGAAUGUAAUGUAUGUGGGAAAGCUUUCAGUACAGGUGCAAUUCUUAAGCAACAUCAGAGAAUCCAUACUGGAGAGAAGCCCUACAAAUGUGAUGAAUGUGGGAAAGCCUUCAGUCGGAGUUCAAGCCUUACAGAACAUAAAAGAAUCCAUACUGGAGAAAAACCUUAUGAAUGUAAUGAAUGUGGGAAAGCCUUCAGACUGCAUGGACACCUCACUAAACACCAGAGCAUUCAUCCCGGGGAGAAACCUUAUGAAUGUAAUGAAUGUGGAAAAGCCUUUAGACUUUGUGGAAAACUUACACAACAUAAAAGAAUUCAUACUGGAGAAAAACCAUAUAAAUGUAGUGAUUGUGGCAAAGCUUUUGGAGAUGGUGCCCUCCUUAUGAGGCAUCAGAGAGUUCAUACUGGAGAGAAACCUUACAAAUGUAAUGAAUGUGGAAAAGCCUUUAGUCGUCGUGCAAACCUUACUCAACAUAAAAGAGUUCAUACUGGAGAAAAACCCUAUGAAUGUCAAGAAUGUGGUGAAACUUUCAGUCAGAGUAAACAACUAAAGCGACAUCAGACACUUCAUACUGGAGAGAAACCCUAUAGAUGUAAUGAAUGUGGGAAAACCUUCCGUCAGAGUAGACAGUGUACUCAACAUCAGAGAAUUCAUACUGGAGAGCGACCCUACACAUGCAGUGAAUGUGGAAAGACCUUCAGACUGCAUGCACAGCUUACUGAACACAAAAGCAUUCAUACUGGAGAGAAAGCUUAUGAAUGUAAUGAAUGUGGGAAAGCCUUCAGACUGCAUGCAAACCUCUCUCGGCAUCAAAGAAUACAUACAGGGGAGAAACCUUAUAAAUGUAAUCAGUGUGGGAAUGCCUUUAGGCAUAGUUCAACUCUAGUCAGACAUCAGAGACUUCAUAGUGGAGAAUAA